AUCACUGCCGAGGAGUCGGAAGAUGAGCCGUCAUCCAGAGAGGAGCGAGCAGACGCCCGGCUCGGCGAGUGGGAUACGGCAGGAGGGAAUGGUGAAGGGACUGUAACCAAAGAGACCGAAGGCGACGGGCAGAAAGAUGGCGAGGAGGCAGAGCAGCCAGACCAAACGCCUGUGUUGGGUAACAAGCCACGAAAGAAAAAAAAGAAAAGGAAAACCAAGAAAACUUCAGCAGGGGAGACUCAGGAAGACAACGACCUGGAAGACAUCGACAGCUUGCUGGAGAAGAUUGAGGAUACCAACGGGCUGUCACGACAAACUCAGGGCGGGAUAAUCGCUGACAGCAGGCCGCUGCUCUAUGUGGAGCACAGGAACUUGAAUCCAGAGAAUGAGUUGAAGAGAUACUUCGGGGCUCGUGCUGUUCUUGGUGACCAGAGGCCGAGGCAAAGGCAGCGCCAGUAUGUCCGCAGCACGUGGCUUACGGCUCCCCAGACUACAUGUCCCCUGCACCCUCCAGGUAUCGCCAUGCAGCUGCUGGACACCAGGAGGGGAGUGCAGCACUUUGCUUUCGAGCACCAUCGCGAGUACCAGCAAGUGCAGUUCAAAUUCCUGGACGCCGUCGAGUCCAUGGACCCCAACAACAUUGUGCUGCUGCUUCAGAUGAACCCGUACCACGUGGACUCGCUUCUGCAGCUCAGCGACGUGUGCCGCAUGCAGGAGGACCAGGAGAUGGCCCGGGACCUCAUAGAGCGGGCGCUCUACAGCCUGGAGUGCGCCUUCCACCCUGUCUUCAGCCUCACCAGCGGGACGUGCCGGCUGGACUACCGGCGGGGCGGGGAACCGGAAAGGGCUUUCUUCCUGGCUCUCUUCAAGCACCUGAUGUUCCUAGAGAAGCGAGGCUGUCCCCGGACAGCCCUGGAGUUCUGCAAGCUCAUUCUGAGCCUCGAUCCAGAGAACGACCCACUGUGUGUGCUGCUGAUGAUUGAUUUUCUGUCCCUCCGAGCUAGAGAAUACACCUUCCUGACCCGUAUGUUCCAGGAGUGGGAGAGUCACCGGAAUUUGUCCCAGCUGCCCAAUUUCGCCUUCUCGGUGCCACUGGCCUAUUUUUUCCAAAGCCAGCAGGAGGAGCGUUCAGAGAUGGAGCUGAGCCAAGCCCGGGAGAGAGCCGCCCGGCUCAUCCAGCUCGCCCUCAUCAUGUUCCCAAGCGUUCUCAUGCCGUUGUUGGAUCACUGCAGCGUGCAGCCUGACGCCAGGGUCGCAUCCCAUUCCUUUUUUGGGCUGAACGCUCAGAUAAGCCAGCCUCCCGCCUUGAACCAGCUGACGAACGUCCAUGAGGUGUUGGCCAUGGUGGAUGCCCGGGACCCACUGGUGGAGGAGGCUGAGACCAAGAGGAAGAUGCGGUACCAGAGCGCGCCCAGGAACAUCUACCGGCACGUCAUCCUCUCCGAGAUGAAGGAGGCCACAGCAGCUCUGCCUCUGGAGGUGACCUCGCAGCCCGUGAUGGGAUUUGACCCAUUGCCUCCUCUGGACUCCAUCGUUUCCUAUACCAGACCUGAAAGAACGAAUCAUCCGUCCAACGAAAGCACUUUAUCUCUCUUCUUCCGCUCGCUGUUGCCAAAUUUUAACUUGCAGGGGGAUGUCAGGCACGACGGGGACGAAGAGGCCGGAGCGGGGCAGGACCUCAACCAGGGGGUGAACAGGCUGAUGGCGGCCAUGCGGGACAUGCUGGCCAACAUCCAG
This is a messenger RNA of Apaloderma vittatum (bar-tailed trogon), 1737 nucleotides long. It is a transcript of the gene TCF25, whose product is annotated as transcription factor 25 (basic helix-loop-helix). Gene Ontology annotation, cellular component: RQC complex. The transcript is spliced from 18 exons. The annotation marks the transcript as partial. NCBI's taxonomy places the organism in Eukaryota, Metazoa, Chordata, Aves, Trogoniformes, Trogonidae. The record is from RefSeq and is a predicted model, not a curated record.